Messenger RNA from Oreochromis niloticus (Nile tilapia), 2368 nucleotides. RefSeq names its product mucin-3A. The transcript is spliced from 10 exons. Lineage: Eukaryota; Metazoa; Chordata; Actinopteri; Cichliformes; Cichlidae. The coding region runs from base 125 to 1300 and encodes 391 amino acids. The record is from RefSeq and is a predicted model, not a curated record.
GAAAUAAUUCAUUCAGCAACAUGAGACAAAAGGAGUGAUGUCACUAUGAGGAAGUGAGCGGGAAGUUGAUGCUGUGUUCAUCUCUGAGAGCAAGAACAGAGACUGAGAGAGACAGAGAAGCACGAUGGCUGCAUUCACAUGGAUUCAAAUGUCUUCAUUACUGACACUGAUGCUUCAGUUUAAAGGAACAACUGAGCAACAUCAAACUGUUCAAACUGUCACAGCUGAACGUGGACAUGAUGUUACUCUGCCUUGUAAAAAUGUGAUACAAGGUCAGCAUAACUGUAACAGUACUACCUGGAUCUUCAGUGAUUCAAGCAGCACAGUAACACUCUUUGAAUUUGGGCAGAAUAAAGAAGCCAAACGUAAAUCAGACAGACUGAGUCUUUCUGCAGACUGUUCUCUGGUUAUAAAGAAGGUCACAGAUCAGGAUGUUGGUCAUUACACCUGCAGACAGUUCAAAACAGCAACAGGAUCACAAGAAUAUUCAGACAUUAUGAUCGAUCUGUCUGUUAUUAACAGUGAAGAUGUGAAAACAACAACAUCAACAAUUAAACCAACCGUGAAAAUAAACACAUGGACAACAAAAGAGGAAGUAAAGACAUCGCUGACAACAACAUCAAAUCAACCAGACGGUGAAGAUGUGAAAACAACAAAAUCAACAACAUCAACAAUUAAACCAACCGUGAAAAUAAACACAUUGACAACAAAAGAGGAAGUAAAGACAUCGCUGACAACAACAUCAAAUCAACCAGACGGUGAAGAUGUGAAAACAACUAAAUCAACAACAGUGAAGUUCACCACAAAAACAUCAUCGACAACAAAAUCCACAACAUCAACAAUUAAACCAACCGUGAAAAUAAACACAUGGACAACAAGAGAGGAAUUAAAGACAUCAGCAGGGACACUGACAACAGCACCAAAUAUUCCACCUGGAGGUCAUUCAGGGUUUAUCAUCGUUCCUGUGGGUUUAGCAGCUCUCUUAAUAACUGUUGUGGUGAUCAUCAGAUGGAAGAAAACUAAAGUAAACAAAGCACAACAGAGCGACAACAUGCAACUGAGCUUAAACCCUGCAGACACUGAGUCUGGUCCAGGAACCAAUCAGGAGACGGCUGAUGCUGAUGAUGGUGUUUCCUAUGCCUCCAUCAGCUUCACUAAGAAGACCAAGGAUAAAGCCCGGGCUUGUGGUGAUGAUGAUGACACUGUGACUUAUAGCACUAUGAAAGCUUCCUCCUCACCUGCUGGACUUUCCACUGAUCCCAGCGACCUCUAUUCCACCAUCAACAAACCAAAGAAAUAGGAUGUUUCUCAUGAAAUGUUUCAUGUUGUUUUUCUGGAUGCUGCAUGAAUGCUUGGAUCAUAGAGUAACUUCCUUUUUGUUUUUUUUUUAUGGUGACAUAUAUGGUAUAAUACUUGGUGUAUUUGUGCUGGGGCAACAAUGGUUAUGCUACAGAAUUGCUCAUUUUAAGAUCUCCAUUGUUAAUGUAGUCUAGUGAUAGUUACCUUUAUAUCAAAUUACAUAUCCACAGAAUAUUGUUGUUACAGUUUUUAUUAAUUUGCUGCGUGCCAUUUUUAACAAUACAAAAAGGGCCAUAAAACUAGGCUUGAGAGGUGUAUCUCACUGUAUCCAUGACGAUAUUAAACUUCCUGUUUGUGACAUCCAAAAACAUGACAGCAAAAACACUUAAUAUUCAACUUAAUUUCACAACAAAAGAAAAAAGAAUAUGAGUGUUGAUAACAUGUCUGAUUGUGCACGCCUAGUUUUAAAGAUUAGUGUGAACCAAAAUCCUGAAGUCGUGCAUACUGUUUGUGGGCUUUGAUACUAACAGGCUGACUUUCUUAUUCUGCUGUGCAGACUUGCUUUCCAGUUUCUUGGUAAGUAGAGUUUGAACUUUUCUAGUUUGUGCUAAACUUUCUGUUAUGAAUAUAAUUCCAUGUCCAUUGCAAAUAUGAUCUGUGUUGUUGGAUUGCACAGGUUAAGUAGCUUGAAAUCCAUCUUUUAAGCUGCUUUCAGUGAUUAUUCUAAAAAUAAAUAAUUUGUUGUUAUAAUUUAGUCUCAGUUUUAGAGUUUCAUUUUCUCCAUCAGUGUUUCCUGUAUUUUCCUCUUGUAUCAGCUCCCUAUGUUAAGUUCAUUCAUGUGUUUACAUUUCCCCAUUUAGUUUUGAUUGUCUCCUGUUUUUUUUUAUAUUUUCUUCUCUGGUUAUCCAGCUGUAUCAAUGUUCCAUAAUUACCCUCAUCUACAUUUAAAGUGCUAUACAAAUACAGGCCAUUUACCAUUUUACAUUUAGCAUUGUCUUUCCUUCAGACUUUGUCUUAGUGCUUGUUAUUCUCCCUGUCAGUUCCCAGUUGAUUUUAGACUCCUUUUUUA